GUAUUUUGGGGGACAAUGUGCUUUAAAUGAGAGGGGUUGGGGUUUGUUUGAAAGUAGUUUUGCCUAUUUCAGCACCGUUUGCCUCCGUAGCAGAGCUUCCACGUUCCUGAAUCCUCCUCAUCAGAGAUGGCGGCUCGGCCUGCCCAAGUUCUCUUUCCCAUCGCUCUGGUGAUUGCAGGCACCGUGGUGGCAGGUUCUGGAGACUCCAUGGAAACACUUGAGAACAGUGGUGAAGGCGACGACAGAUCUACAGAGAGGACAGGACUCGUUUGUCCUUGCACUCAGGGAUGCUGUGCCAAUGCCUGGUUUCAAUACAAAGAUGCUUGUUACCUACCAGUCACAGGCGACACUCACGACUGGAGUACAGUUAAGGAGAACUGUGAGAGAUUCGGUACCCAUCUAGCCUCUGUUCAUAGCGAUGAUGAGCAAAGCUUCAUCUUUCACGUGAUGGGGCAACGGACGCGUUACUGGAUUGGCGCAGAGGGAACUGAUGAUCCAGCAGCGCCCUGGAGAUGGACCGAUAACUCCACGUGGCGGUAUGAGAAAUUUGGACAGCCUUUAAGACCGAGCAACCCUCCGAUACCCAUGGCACUGGCAGUCAACAGAUCAAAAGAUAAAGGUUCGGGGCAGGGGUAUCUACUGGAUCGAUGAACCUAAGAGUAAUCAACACAUGUACGUCUGCAAAUACCUUCUGUAUUGAGGAUGCACCCCAGGGCUAAAGGAGAAUUGCAUCUGGUUUUAAGAAGCUAUUGUGUGCCUUUGCUUAGCGACUAUUAUUCCGGUAGCUGAAAUGGUUCUGGAGCAGAUGGAUGUCCAAACAAUGGCUCUCAGAUCAUAGUCAACUGAAUAGUGAACUUUUGAGUUUCACAGAGUUAGGAAAAUGCUUCUGACCCAUAGAGAAUUUUUGACUUCAGACGUGUGAUACCCCACUUCCAUUCUGAAGUGAAACAGUCCAGCGAUGAGUGUACUGUGUGCCUCCUUUGAAUACUGGUUGUGAGAAUGUUACAUCUGUCGAUGUGGCAAGGGAAAAUCCAGGAAAUUAAAUGGGAAGCAGCUACACUAUUUAUUUCUCAUUUGCAGAAUGGGCUGAAAAUGUACAUGCAUGUUUUCUGAAAUGAUAUGGAGCAAAUAUUAAAAACAGGGUACGGCUGA
Messenger RNA from Podarcis raffonei (Aeolian wall lizard), 1152 nucleotides. Its product is annotated as C-type lectin domain family 4 member D-like. Lineage: Eukaryota; Metazoa; Chordata; Lepidosauria; Squamata; Lacertidae. The transcript is spliced from 6 exons. The coding region runs from base 127 to 651 and encodes 174 amino acids. The record is from RefSeq and is a predicted model, not a curated record.